Molecule: messenger RNA, 976 nt
Organism: Budorcas taxicolor (takin)
Lineage: Eukaryota; Metazoa; Chordata; Mammalia; Artiodactyla; Bovidae
Gene: GGACT
Product: gamma-glutamylamine cyclotransferase
Exons: 4
Coding region: 473-976 (167 amino acids)
Molecular function (GO): gamma-glutamylaminecyclotransferase activity
Source: RefSeq, a predicted model, not a curated record
CCCCCUGGGUCAUGUUUUUCCACUGAAUGGCAGUCCCUUCCUUCUGAGCCGCACACCCAAGGUCUGAGAUGCCAUCCAGGGGGCUGGGUGCUUUAGCCUUUAAGCCCUCAUCUCUUAAACACUCCGCGUUCUUCUCUCACCUUCCUCUUCAUCUCACCUCCGGCGGGACUGAGAACCGGACACCUGGUCCCUGGACUUCUGGUCCCACCGGGAGGUGGAACUACUUGUCCUGCAUCCUGUUUGGAAGGAUUCCGAGGUCAGACACUCUUCAAGCUCCCUCUAAUGCAAGAUUCUAAGGCUCCGUGGGUUUGAAGAAAGCAGCUUACAGGGACGAGGCUCUUCCUGAAGGAUCUGUGUGUGUUGUUCAAAACACAAUCAGAAAGCUGAGGUCUCUGUGCCGAGUCCCAGGCUGGCAUCCUUAACCUCCGUGGCCCUGAAGAAGGCAGGAGCGCUGAGAGGUGCGGUUAACGUCAUGCCCGGGCCAGAAUGUAAACUGAGCGCUGAAACCGGAGCUCCCUGUGUCACCGAUGACAGCUCCAGCCGCCUGGUCCCCGUGUUCGUGUACGGGACGCUGAAGACGGGCCAGCCCAACCACCAGGUCCUGCUGGACGGCGCCCACGGGCGCGCGGCCUUCCGGGGCCGGGCCUGCACGCUGGAGCCCUACCCGCUGGUGAUCGCAGGUGAGCACAACAUCCCACGGCUGCUGAACCUGCCAGGCCGCGGGCACCGCGUGGCCGGCGAGGUCUACCAGGUGGACGAGCGGAUGCUGCGCUUCCUGGACGAGUUCGAGGGCUGCCCCGACAUGUACCAGCGCACCCGCCUGCACGUGGCCCUGGAGGGCACGCGCGCGCCCCUGGAGUGCUUCGUCUACACCACGGCCACCUACCCGCCCGAGUGGGUCCACCUGCCGUACCUCGAUGAUUACGACUCGCAGGGGAAGCAUGGGCUCCGCUACAACCCGCGGGAAAACAGAUGA